AUGCGAGAAGAUGGUGCCACGUACCGCAUGUGGAUGCAAUUACGAUCUCCCUAUUACAUUUGUAAUGCUGUAUUUUUGCUCAUGUAUAUGCCAAUUCGCUAUCAUCACACUGGCGAGGCAUUGCUUCAGCGAGAAAAAUUUCUAAACUUGACCUUGCUGCCCCCAAAUACGCGAAUGCAAAUGCUGUGGUUGGACUUCAGACCACUGCGGCGUGCAGUGGUGCUGAAAUCCACGUACACGCUGAAAGUCUUUUGGUUACCGUGA
Plasmopara halstedii is the source of this 264-nucleotide messenger RNA. RefSeq lists its product as uncharacterized. Lineage: Eukaryota; Oomycota; Peronosporomycetes; Peronosporales; Peronosporaceae. The transcript has 2 exons. The record is from RefSeq and is a predicted model, not a curated record. The coding region runs from base 1 to 264 and encodes 87 amino acids.